AUGGGAACGUCGAACUAUGGCGGCCGCAAUGGGGGACCAGGCCCUGCGGCGAACCUGUUUUCCAGCUCCAAGGAGGACAUCGAAGCCGACGACUUUCUCCACGAUCCCAACUACAAGCGGCGCGAGGAUGGAUGCGUGUUCUGGUCUCCCCGUGGCUUCCUCAACGUGAUAUCCGUCAUCAUCCUCGUUUGCGGGCUACUCGCUCUCUUUGCGGGCUAUCCCAUCAUCUCCUACCUGACGCGACGGCACGGCGACAAGAUGGGCGGCUUCAACCUCGGGGGAACAAACGGGACGGGCCAGGUGCCCGUCAUCUCGCAGCUCCUCGGUCUGCAGGACAGAGACACACCGUCGAGCGCGAGAACGUGGACUUCUGCCACGGGGACGAAGUACAAUCUCGUGUUCAGCGACGAGUUCAACGAGGAAGGAAGGACGUUCUGGCCGGGCGACGACCCCUUUUGGGAGGCUCAGGACCUCUGGUACGGUGCCACGGGCGAUCUCGAAUGGUACACGCCCGAAGCCGUCAACACGACGAAUGGCGCACUGCAAAUCACCAUGACCGACAUUCCUGCACACAAUCUCAACUUCCAGUCGGGCAUGGUGCAGAGCUGGAACAAGUUCUGCUUCCAGGGUGGCUAUAUUGAGUUCAACGCCGUCCUGCCAGGAAGCAUGCAGGAAACGGGUUACUGGCCCGGUCUCUGGCUUCAGGGCAAUCUUGCCCGGGCCGGCCACCUGGGCACCACCGAUGGCAUGUGGCCGUACUCGUACAACUCGUGCGACUCGGGCAUCCUCCCCAACCAGACGGCACCAGGCAGGCCAGGCUACGAUGCUGUCAGCACAAGUGCAGACAAGUACAGUAACAACAUCGGCCUCAAUUGGCUGAGUGGCAUGCGCACGCCCGCAUGCACCUGCGCUGGCGAAGACCACCCAGGACCCAACGUCAACGUCGGCCGGUCUGCACCGGAGCUCGACAUCCUCGAGGCCCAGGUGCACAGCAAUGUGGGCGAGACGUCGCAGUCGCUGCAAAUCGCGCCAUUUGACCUCGAGUACAAGUGGGAUGAGGAUCUGGCGACGAUCACUGACACCACCCAAACGCGCUUCAAUCCCUACACGGGCGGACAUUACCAAGAAGCCCUGUCUAGCCUGACUAAGAUACAGGAUAAGUCGUACGCCAAGAGCGGCAACGAAUUCACGAGAUUCGGCGUCGAGUUCACCCCCGACUUUACCGGUGGCGGCAAAGGCCAGGUGACGUGGUACAUGGACGGUCAGACGACGUGGAAAGUGACGGAAGCCUCGGUGCCACCGGUGCAGGCCAUCGACAUCGGGCAGCGUCUAGUCCCCCAGGAGCCCAUGAGCAUCAUCAUGAACCUCGGCAUCUCCAAGGGCUUCCAGACAAUCGACUUUAGUUCUCUCGUCUUCCCUGCCACCAUGAGAAUCGACUACGUCAGGGUGUACCAGCCAUCUUCGUACAGCUCGCCAAAGACGUCGUGCGACCCUCCGGACUUCCCUACAAAAGACUACAUCGACCGUCACAUGGACGUCUACACCAAUCCCAACUUGACCACCUGGCCGCACGGGCUUGCUCGUAACCGGCUCACGGACAACUGUUGA
Acaromyces ingoldii is the source of this 1608-nucleotide messenger RNA. Its product is annotated as concanavalin A-like lectin/glucanase. Gene Ontology annotation, cellular component: endoplasmic reticulum membrane; plasma membrane. Gene Ontology annotation, molecular function: glucosidase activity. The transcript is spliced from 2 exons. Lineage: Eukaryota; Fungi; Basidiomycota; Exobasidiomycetes; Exobasidiales; Cryptobasidiaceae. Bases 1 to 1608 code for a protein of 535 amino acids. The record is from RefSeq and is a predicted model, not a curated record. Gene Ontology annotation, biological process: (1->6)-beta-D-glucan biosynthetic process; fungal-type cell wall organization.